AUGGUUUCGCUUCCCUUUUCGCUUGGUAACCCAGCCACUUUUGCUUUCAAUCGUAAUUCUUCUUCUGCUUUAUGCUCCCCUCAUUCCCCUGUCUUUGCAUCCACACAGAACACACGCAUACACACCUCCCCUCUUCAAUCAUUCGACGGUGCAACCCAACGGUUGAUUUUUGUGCCAAGGACAAUGACGCAAGGAAUGCAUCGCCGGCAGAGUGAACACACACAAAGGAGAUGCUGGGCAGUGUACAGCACUAUCAAUACAUGUUGGCGCGAACAAGUAUUUCGACAACAGGGAAAGAGGGGUACAUAUGCAGAGAGAUCAAACAUUAAGGAACGGACUGCACUCUGCGAGUCAGUAGUCGCAGGUGCUCAGGAGAGGCAUAAGUCAUCAUUCGCUGAAUCAAUCGUUCGAGAGGCGUUAAUAAAAGUCGUAAGAUGGUAUACAUCGUAA
Molecule: messenger RNA, 450 nt
Organism: Aspergillus niger
Lineage: Eukaryota; Fungi; Ascomycota; Eurotiomycetes; Eurotiales; Aspergillaceae
Exons: 2
Coding region: 1-450 (149 amino acids)
Source: RefSeq, a predicted model, not a curated record